Puccinia triticina is the source of this 177-nucleotide messenger RNA. RefSeq lists its product as uncharacterized. The transcript is spliced from 2 exons. The record is from RefSeq and is a predicted model, not a curated record. Bases 1 to 177 code for a protein of 58 amino acids. Lineage: Eukaryota; Fungi; Basidiomycota; Pucciniomycetes; Pucciniales; Pucciniaceae.
AUGAUCGUAGGCCCCUACCCGGUGGAACCUGGCAGUGUCAUCCUGGAGUUGGUCGCUAGAUUACCCGCACAACCCAGAGAGAAGACCCUCUCAACCAAAUUCCCACCUCACUGUCCAGUGUCCUCCGUCUUGGUUGUUCGCCAUACCCCAGCAAGCCUCGAUCGUACCGGUCGUUAG